This is a messenger RNA of Funneliformis geosporum, 252 nucleotides long. Lineage: Eukaryota; Fungi; Glomeromycota; Glomeromycetes; Glomerales; Glomeraceae. The record is from the annotation of a GenBank genome assembly.
AUGCCUGUUGAUAAAUCUGGAGAAGAUAUUUCACCUACCGUCAAUUUGAACGAUCUUAAGGUCGGUCAAAAAGUUCUUUACCAUCCCGUUGGAGGUUCUCAACAGACUACCGAAGGCAUUAUCAAGGAAAUUAUGACCGAACCCGAAGUUGCGGGUAACAGACAAGUUCAAAUUAAAGCUUCUGAAACUGAUCCAAGGAUCUUGAUCGAGAAUUCAAACACGCAUAAAGAAACAGGCAAGGAAAUAGUUUAA